Girardinichthys multiradiatus is the source of this 2999-nucleotide messenger RNA. It is a transcript of the gene plcxd1.1, whose product is annotated as phosphatidylinositol-specific phospholipase C, X domain containing 1. The transcript has 7 exons. Gene Ontology annotation, biological process: lipid metabolic process. The record is from RefSeq and is a predicted model, not a curated record. NCBI's taxonomy places the organism in Eukaryota, Metazoa, Chordata, Actinopteri, Cyprinodontiformes, Goodeidae. Bases 590 to 1552 code for a protein of 320 amino acids. Gene Ontology annotation, molecular function: phosphoric diester hydrolase activity.
ACCUCAUUACAAGCUCUCACCAGGUGCUCUCCACCUCUAUCAUCUGAAGGCAAACACCUCAGACAGUUCAGCUUCUAGUGUCUGGGAGUGUUCCGCUGAGUGUUUGCAGAUUUCAUUUCAUCUGAGGGCGCUUUAAGAGAACUGCUUCUCCGUAUCUGCUGAUCUGUCAGCCGGCUGCAUCAUCCUGCUGCAACUCCUGGCGGGACGACAGCGGGGCAGAUCCCAGCGCUGGCCGCUGCACCCGAGGAAGUCAACUCAAGAUAAACUAUCAAUAAUCGGAGCUAAAGAUGCGCCCUCAGCAUCCUGGAUUACGCAGGUGUAAAAAGGUGACCGGACUGAGCUGAUGAGGAAGUAAGAGAACGAUUUUUUUCUUCCCGGAUCGUGUCUGAUGUGUUUUAGAUUAUGGCCGAGCAGAAACCAGCUCUGUUUCCGGGCUUUGCGGGAUGGGCAGCUUGUCUUGGCACACUGCUGCUGCUGCUGCUGCUGCUGUAGUCAGCGCUGACAUCCUGCUCUGUGGUUCGGCCGGUUCAGCUGGUUAGGAGGAAGCAGCUGCGGUUUGAACAAGGGAGAGUGUGCAGCAGAGCUCAGCAUGUCCGGAUGCAGCGAGCUGAGCCUGAGGGAGCUGCCCAUGGAGAGCUGGAUGUCUCACCUGCCAUGUGCUCUGUGGGACACCCCGCUGUACCACCUGGCCAUCCCGGGCAGCCACAAUGCAAUAACCUACUGCCUGGAUAUGAACGACAGAUCUCCGGUUGACCCCAUGCAGCCAGACAUGCUUCAAAAGCUGGAUAAAUACAUGAAGCCCCUCAUACGUCCUUUUGUGUACAAGUGGGCAAUAACGCAAGAGUUUACUAUAAAGCAGCAGCUGGACUGUGGGGUUAGAUACUGUGACCUGAGAAUUGCACACAGACCCAACGACCCCUCCACUGACCUGUACUUCUACCACGGUGUUUACACCACGCUCACUGUCGAGACCAUCCUAACGGAGAUAAAGGAAUGGCUGGAUGCUCAUCCCAGGGAGGUGGCGAUCCUGUCCUUCAGCCACUUCCUCGGCCUGAGCCAGGAGCUCCACAUUUGGCUGCUCACAACCAUACGCAACAUUUUCACCUCCAAACUCUGCCCCAAAACGGAGGAGCUAACUCUGCGAAAUCUGUGGGCUUUGGGCUACCAGGUGAUUGUUUCCUAUGAACACAAUAUUUCUAGCUCUCACAGUGACUUAUGGCCUCAUAUUCCUUACUGGUGGGCCAACAAGUGUAAAGCUGAGGCUCUCAUCGAGGAGUUUGAGGAAAGAAAACAACAUGGCCGACCAGGUGGUUUCUUUGUCACUGGGAUUAAUCUGACGGAGGACCUGAAGUACAUCUGCACGCACCCCACGGAGUCCCUGAAGGACCUGGUGAUGUCCACGUACCCGGCGCUGCUCAGCUGGGUCAAAGAGCAGACCCCCGGCUCCAGAGUCGGCUCUCUCAACAUCAUAGCCGGGGACUUCAUCACAGAAAGACACUUUGCGCCCACUAUCGUUACGCUGAAUGAGAAGCUACUGAAAUGGCCCUCUUGACUUCAGAACAAAAGGCAUUAAUAAUCUGCAAAAGCACGAAAUCUAAGCAUGAAAGUUGUACAAGUUUGUUUUGAUCAGCGUGAUGAAGGCAUAUUUUACCACUUGAAUUAUUUAUUUGACCAUAAAUGGACUCAGCAGAUUCAGAGCUGCUUGGAAAGCAGACUUUUCGAUGUGUUGACACCAACUUCUUUGUUUACAUUCACCUCACUCUUUAUGCAAUGUUCUGUAUCAGUUUUCACAAGUCAGUGGUGGUUUGAUGGCGUGCUGACCAAAGCAAUAACGAUACAACUGAACUCACCCCAUUGUAGGCAUAUUAAAUGAGGAAGCACAAACACUGUUCUUUCUCAGUGAGCACACGUGAGGUAAUAUAGAAGAUAAGGUUUGUCAAUAUUUAUGCUGGCAGUAACUUCAAGGAGCAACUCUAUCCUCUGCAAAACCUGGUUUGAGCCACAGAAUAUAGAAACUGUUUAUGCAGGUUUAUGCAAAAUGCAUGAAAAUAUUUUAUUUGCAUGAACCCAGCAUUGAUUGUUCUGUUAAAAAUAGUUUUUAACCUCUAGCAAAGGCCUUGCGUUAAAGAUUAAUGAUGCACCGCUGUGCCUGUGAAGAUUAGCUUUUUGAAUUGAAUGGAAAUACACUUUUAAUAAUCGUAAAAUAAACAUUCGGUUCUUGUAUAGGUACUGGAAAAAUAAAAAAAGAUUAAAAUCAGUUUUUGGAAUGCAGAUUCUUUUUUUUUUAAAUAACGAGAAAGUAAAAUUUUCUUAUCAAAAACGUAAUUUCCAGAAAAGUUGGAAAUAUUUAGGACGUUUUACUUUACUGACCAACGAUACUGUAUUUUUUUUAAGUUAAACAAUCUAUAAUUGUACAAAACUACCAUCGUUUUAUUUACCCAAAAGUCUAGCUAGGGACAGACAUUGCAAAAUAGCUUCAGCUAUAAAUGUUAAGGUGUAUGGCAUUGGUUAGUAUUUGUCCCUAUACAAAUAAAUAAAUUCAAUUUAAGAAAACAGUGUGAAGGGAGCAAAACCAUAAUAUAAUUAGAGGCGUCUUCUGGCCAGCCAGGCUUAUGUAUUUUAAUUGAUGAAUUCAAUAAAGGAAAUAAGGUUUGAUGAAAUAUUUACUUAUUUAUUUGUAUUAACAUGCAAUCUUUUUUAUCCUUCAAUUUUAUUUCGUUUAUUUAUAUGGUGCCAGAUUCCUACAAAUGUCAUCUUAAGGCACUUCUACAAAAUAAACAUCCAUUUUAUAUACAAAAGUAUAUAAUCACACCCGUCCAAUCCUAUAGACAUAUUUAUAUAUAAUUUGAUACGUAUUCAUUGCUAAAUGUAACACACUACGAUCAAAUUCAUCUUAUAAUGCCAACUGGUAAAAAAAAAGAUCUAUGUAAGGAAGCCAAGCCAACUGCAUCAGGUCAUUGACUCUGCAGCAAUCUGUCAUCCUGAGGAGAUGUGUGGCA